AUGAAUACGGGAGACGUUUUCGACGAGCACCUGGGUGUCAUCGCAGCCCUGCGGGACAACUAUGCCCGGCAUGACGACACCGACACUAUCCGCGAACUGCUGGGGAUACAGGAGGAGUUGGAGGGCUUGUUGAGCUCCCGAGAAGACACGGUCAAGCAAGCUAUACAAGCCCUCAGCUCCAGAGUGGAGGAGGCACGCAUCAAGGCGGUGUAUCCAGAGGAAGAGGGUGCACACGAUGCCCGACUGCGUGAGCUGGAGGCCAGGGUGGCUGCCUCGAAACAGCAUGUGGCCCAGCUCACCACAGAGCUGGAGGCCCUGGGAAAGCAACGCCAGCAGCUGGGCAGCAGCAUGAAGGAGGUCGGCCUAAAGAAGGCGCAAGUGGACCACUUGCUGUUGGAGGACGAGCCUCGCAUCAGGCAUCAGCUUAGCCUGUACGCCCACGUAUCCAAGAUCAGCUGGCGGUUCGACAAUCCCGACCGCAUUGCGGGCACGGUCUCGGAUCCUGAAAAGGCGGAUGUGCGGCUCUUCGACCUGGCCCCGCAGAUGCCCCGCUUUGAGGCCACCAACCAGCUCUGGAGGCUGAUGGAGGCCGCAAGCUGA
Molecule: messenger RNA, 600 nt
Organism: Auxenochlorella protothecoides
Lineage: Eukaryota; Viridiplantae; Chlorophyta; Trebouxiophyceae; Chlorellales; Chlorellaceae
Exons: 3
Coding region: 1-600 (199 amino acids)
Source: RefSeq, a predicted model, not a curated record